Tetrahymena thermophila SB210 is the source of this 561-nucleotide messenger RNA. RefSeq lists its product as hypothetical. The transcript has a single exon. NCBI's taxonomy places the organism in Eukaryota, Ciliophora, Oligohymenophorea, Hymenostomatida, Tetrahymenidae. The record is from RefSeq and is a predicted model, not a curated record.
AUGAGAAAUCUUUAAUUUGUUGAUAACACUGCAAAAGGAUAAAAUAAUACUAAUUCUACUGCUGCUAGUAAUGCUAAUAAUAACAACUCAACUAAUACAAAGACUAACUCUACUAAUGUGGUUAAUAACAGCACUAACUCUACUAAUGCAGGUAAUGCCAAUAAUAACUCCACUAAUGCAGGUAAAAACAGCACUAACUCUACUAAUUCAGGUAAUACCAAUACUAACUCCACUAAUUCUGGAAGUGGCAAUAAUACCAAUACUAACUCUACUAAUUCAGGUAAUACCAAUACUAACUCCACUAAUUCUGGAAGUGGCAAUAAUACCAAUACUAACUCCACUAAUUCAGGAAGUGGUAAUAGUACAAAUACUAACUCCACUAAUUCAGGAAGUGGUAAUAACAACAAUACUACUCCAACAAAUCCCCCAAAAAAAAUAUGCAAUCCCUUUACUGGAGAAUGUUGCAUUGUAUAUGAUCCUAAUAAUACUGAUUGCAGUUGCUGGUACUAUAUUUUAGUUGAUAAUAAUUUUGUAGCUUAUUACAUUUGCGAUCAAUAAUGA